CUUCCUUUGUGAUUAGAUAUAUAUUUCAGUGUCUUUGUAUAUGAAGAAAUUAAGUGAGGUUUUGAAGAAAGAGGGAAAGGCUUAUUUAGGAGUUAUUGUUGUAAGAAUUUUUGCUUCUGGUUUGAUUGUAAUAGCAAAGAUUGCAUUGAACCAUGGAAUGAGUCCACAAGUUUAUUCACUCUAUCGUUAUUUGGUUGCUUCCAUUGUUGUUGCUCCAUUUUGCUUCCUCUCUUAUAGGAAAAGACCAAGACCGCACAUGACUUGGUGCACCUUUGCAAAAAUUAUACUGCUCGGCUCUAUAGAGUCUGUGGUUGUCACCAACACAUAUUUCACUGGCUUGAAAUAUGUAACUCCAACUUUUUCCAUUGCUAUGUCCAAUGCUGUUCCUGCCCUUUCCUUCUUCUUUGCUUGGGUUUUUAGGAUGGAGAAGGUUGAUGUAAGGAGGGUUUCAAGUGGAGCAAAGAUAUUAGGAACAGCAGUGGCAGUAGGAGGAGCAAUGAUAAUGACCUUUGUAGAAGGACCAAAGUUGAGAUUUCCUUGGACAAAUAGACAUUAUAAUUCCCAUAAUUACCCUUCAACUUCAUCAACCAAUGUUAAUAAUAAAGAUUCUUUCAAGGGGGUCCUUUUGGUCACACUUUCUUGUCUUUGUGCUUCUGUUUCCUGCAUUCUCCAGGCAAUUGUAUUGAAGUCAUAUCCAAUGGGAUUGAUUGUAACAUUUUUGGUAUGCAUAGUGGGAGUUGUGGAAGGGACUGUGAUAGCAGUAGUAAUGGAAUGGAACAACCCGUCUGUUUGGUCGAUUCAUUUUGAUUUUCAACUCUUGGCUAUCCUUUAUGCUGGAAUAAUAAUCUCAGGGUUUUCCUACUACAUUCAAGGAGUUGUAAUGGAAGAAAAAGGACCUGUGUUUUUUACGGCAUUUUUCCCUCUAAGUACCAUUAUGGUUGCAAUCAUAAGCUCUUUUGCUAUCUCUGAGAUUUUGUCUUCGGGAAAGGUCGUGGGAGCUGUGGUCAUAAUUAUAGGCCUUUAUUUAUUUUUAUGGGGCAAAACCAAAGAUCAAGCCAUGGAUAAGGCAGCUAGACCCAUCGAUGAUGCCACAACAACAAGAGAAGUUUCUUAAUUUUGAAUAAUGAUGUGUCCCAUCUGAUAAUGAUUAUAUAUGUUUCCAAAUUUUUGUUAAGAUAUAAGUACCUCGAAGUUCAUUAAUUGUCAGCUGUCGUUACAAUACAUUGUAAUCAAUAUGCAAAACUUGGUCAUCACGUCGGUAAUAAUGAAAUUGAGAGACUGGGAAGACUCUUACAAAAGAUCAGAAGCAAAUUAGAGAUGCUCGAUCGACACCAUUCUUUGCAACAAGUCAUCAAAGAGAAGAACAAAUUAGUUGGAGAACUGUUGUAGAAAAGAUAAUGUGAUUGAUUGAUUCUUUUUCUCUUCUUAGAUCAACAAUAUCUAGAGUUUUCGAGAAGAAGAUUUGAUCACUCCAACAAUUUUAACUGGUUGAACUAUAUAUGGUUUGGUUGUUGAACAUAAUCAUACAUAAUUUGAGCUAUUUUAAACUA
Messenger RNA from Cucumis sativus (cucumber), 1550 nucleotides. Its product is annotated as WAT1-related protein At2g39510. Gene Ontology annotation, molecular function: transmembrane transporter activity. The transcript has 7 exons. The record is from RefSeq and is a predicted model, not a curated record. NCBI's taxonomy places the organism in Eukaryota, Viridiplantae, Streptophyta, Magnoliopsida, Cucurbitales, Cucurbitaceae. Bases 41 to 1114 code for a protein of 357 amino acids. Gene Ontology annotation, cellular component: plasma membrane.